Messenger RNA from Charadrius vociferus (killdeer), 414 nucleotides. Its product is annotated as keratin-associated protein 5-4-like. The record is from RefSeq and is a predicted model, not a curated record. The transcript is spliced from 3 exons. NCBI's taxonomy places the organism in Eukaryota, Metazoa, Chordata, Aves, Charadriiformes, Charadriidae. Bases 1 to 414 code for a protein of 137 amino acids.
AUGCCAGCAAAGCCUUGCUGUGACCCGUGCCAGCAGUCCGUCUGCUGUGACCCAUGCCAGAAGCCUUGCUGUGACCCGUGCCAGCAGUCCGUCUGCUGUGACCCAUGCCAGAAGCCUUGCUGUGACCCGUGCCAGCAGUCCGUCUGCUGUGACCCAUGCCAGAAGCCUUGCUGUGACCCGUGCCAGCAGUCCGUCUGCUGUGACCCAUGCCAGAAGCCUUGCUGUGACCCGUGCCAGCAGUCCUGCUGUGACCCAUGCCAGAAGUCCUGCUGUGACCCGUGCCAGCAGCCCAUCUGCUGCUUCUGCCGGCUACAGAUGUGUCCUAUGGCGCAGAAGAACAUUGAGGACACAAAGAGCUGCCCAACCAUGCUUCCCAUUGCCGUAAAUCAGGUGAUGUCUAACGACACCAAGUAG